Daphnia magna is the source of this 2595-nucleotide messenger RNA. Its product is annotated as ionotropic receptor 93a. NCBI's taxonomy places the organism in Eukaryota, Metazoa, Arthropoda, Branchiopoda, Diplostraca, Daphniidae. Gene Ontology annotation, cellular component: membrane. Gene Ontology annotation, molecular function: ligand-gated monoatomic ion channel activity. The transcript is spliced from 9 exons. The record is from RefSeq and is a predicted model, not a curated record. Bases 912 to 2351 code for a protein of 479 amino acids.
GAAACGAGUGUGUUUUUCAACUAUCUUUUCAUGGUAUACGUGUGCGCCGAUAUUUUGAUAGCCAGUUCUUAUUUGGCCAUCAGAAUUCAACGAAAUUCGAUUCGAUUGUCACUACUGCCGUGAAUAAUCUUAACAGCAUGACUUGAGCGAGUAAUCGUGAGUGAAUCUAUUUAUACCAAUCUGUAUUUAUGCUGAUCAACGCCUUCUUAGCUCAGUGGUAGAGCGUUGGUCUCGUAUCAUGUUAAAGAUAACCAAAGGUCGAGAGUUCAAUUCUCUUAGGAGGCAUUCUAUUGUGAAAAGAUUAAACUUCAUUAUGUUUUCAACGUGAGUCAGUACAGAACGAUAUUUAAUGGAAAACAAACGUUUAAUGUAUAUUACCAAUCGACGCGUACCCAAUUGGACGUCCACAGUUUUCGGGAAGCAAUUGUUUUCUUUGGACGGAUUUAGUUCUGCAUUUGCGUCGGAAACUCAACUGUGAUAUCCAUUGUUUACCAAGUGAAGUUUCGAUUUUCUGUCUAAUGCAACAACAAUAGCGUAUGCUGAGGACGUCCCAAGACGGAAUGGUCAACAAGAAAGUUUUCAACGUUCACUCGAAACAGCACGAGUACACGAAGAAAAACAGAGCCGGAAUAGCAUCGAAAUCGAUUCAAAAUGUUAUUGUCCGAAUGUAAACUAUCUUUGUUUGUUUUUGCAAAUAAAGUUUCUCAGAAAUUGGAUCCUACCUAUAUGCACAGACGAUCGCAAACUCUUUAACUCUAUAGAUCUUCUAGUAUAGAUCGAUUCUCUGCCAACUGAAUAAAUUAAACCAACGGUACGGUGAAGCAUUCUUGAGCUCAAAUCUUCACCGAUUGUGGCCAAUACUCUGGUCACUUCACAAGGAAAACAUAAGAAGAGCUGAACACUUACCUGAAAUGUUUUCAUUUACUUGCUGGACGGAGAAACCAACAGCUGGAGACUUCACGAUGACGAUGUUGUGUUUACUUUCCGUUUUAUUAGGAACUGUGCUGUUAAAUUCAAAUGUGCACAGUAGCAAAUUGGUGCAUGAAGAGAGACAGUUGCUCCACGGUCGUCAGUUACGAGCUUCUGCCUUUAGCUUUUCACCAUGCCUUUCAGUCACAAAAACAAAGUCGGGGAACUAUUCGUAUUCCGGAAUUUGCAACGAUAUUGUUCGUUGGGUGUCGGAGCAUUUCCAAAUGGAAUUGGUUUACGUACCUGCAAGUAACGAGGAUCGAGUCAAAUUCGGAUUAGUUCCAUCCCUCAUCAGACAAAUACGAAAUGAAGAAGUCGACAUUAUCCCGUUUAGCUUUGUCAUCACAAUACCACUUGCAUUGCUGAUUGAUUUCUCAUUUCAUCUUGGAGUCGAGGAUUACCAUCUUUUACAACCUUGGCCGGAAAUGGAAAGCAACCUUAUGGCUUGCAUAAGACCUUUCUCUGCGACAGUUUGGUUACUAUUCGUCGUUUCGACUGUCGCCCUAAUUAUUUGCAUGGCUUUUCUGACACAUUUCAAUCGCCAAUACAUCUUCAAAUUGACUAGUUUUAUGCAAACAAUGAGCGAUCACGCGGUUUACGCAAUCACCGUCAUCACUGGACAAGGCAAUUCUGUUUCCGCAAAGGAAAGACUUUCAUUCCGUCUCUUGUUAGGAAUUUGGUGUUUGACCAUGGUGGUUUUGGUAAACGCUUACACAACAACUUUGACGUCCUACUUGACUGUGCCGAAACUGAAGCCGAUCGUGAACACGCUGGCCGAAUUGGCAGCCAGUCACGACACGCAGAUGACCGUGGAUUUUGAACUGGGAAAAGCUCGCAUCUUUUUAGAGGCCACAUCUGGACCGAAAAAAAUCAUUGGCGAUUCGCUUCGUGAACAUCCACAGUUCCUUGUAAAAGGCAGCAAUCUGGAGGGCUUAAAAAAUGUUUUGGAAGCAGGAGCUACGUAUUUUACGAAUCGUUUUAUCGUCAAAUACUUUAUGGCCAUCGAUAUGAAAAGCCACACCAAUUGCCGGAUGACCAUGUCGGAUCCAAUUCCUUUUAUCGAAUACUAUUCAAUGGGUUUACCUAAAGGUGGUCGACACAACUGGAUCAUCAAUCACGAAUUGAAGUAUUUGUGGGAAAAUGGAUUACUUGCUUACUGGUCAAAGCAGUACACACCGAACGUUGACAAAUGUAUGGUAGCUAAAGCCGAAUUGCGCAAGGAAAGAACUGCUUUAACGCUGUUAGAUCUCUCGAGCGCAUUUAUGCUAUUGGGCCUCGGAAUUGGCUCGUCGUUACUGGUGUUUUUUCUUGAAAUGAUGACGCAUUUGAAACGAAUGCAACAAUUCCGCCACGCCACAAACGCAAUUAUUGUUCAAAAUUGAUGGGGAGGUGUUUGAAUCUUUUAAAACUAGUUUUCAAACCUUCAUUCAAAUAGUCGCAAUCAAUGUGUUGCUAGUUCAUGAGCCAAUUCGACGAGUCUUUAACGCACAACAGCCUCGUCCCAUAUAUUUUAAAACGAAAUUUAGCUGUUGAAAAGUGUUAAUUCCAUAUCGCAUUUAAUGUAUAAUUUUAUAUUUAUCCAAACCAAUAAUACAAAAAUAUUUAUAGCACGUGAUCUACACUGAA